Bufo gargarizans (Asiatic toad) is the source of this 4034-nucleotide messenger RNA. RefSeq names its product LIM zinc-binding domain-containing Nebulette-like. Lineage: Eukaryota; Metazoa; Chordata; Amphibia; Anura; Bufonidae. The transcript is spliced from 4 exons. The record is from RefSeq and is a predicted model, not a curated record. Bases 156 to 584 code for a protein of 142 amino acids. Gene Ontology annotation, molecular function: actin filament binding. Gene Ontology annotation, cellular component: focal adhesion.
CACAUCUGCCUUGGGACUGCAGUGUGAUGUAUUCAUCCUCCAGCUGAUCGGCGCUCGCACUGCCUGCCAUCUGACAGCCGCCAUCACCCCGGGGGGCGCUUUCUUCUCGUUCCCCCUCCGGCUUGUACUUUGCAUUGCCGCUCUUCCAACAGAAGAUGAACCCCCAGUGUGCCCGCUGUGGCAGAGUCGUGUAUCCCACGGAAAAAGUCAACUGCUUGGACAAGUACUGGCACAAGGGAUGUUUCCAAUGUGAGGUCUGCAAAAUGACUUUGAACAUGAAUACCUACAAGGGAUACGACAAGAAGCCCUACUGCAAUGCACACUAUCCUAAGCAGUCCUUCACCACAGUGACAGAUACUCCAGAAAACCUUCGACUAAAACAACAGAGUGAAAAUCAGAGUCAGGUAAAAUACAAGAGAGACUUUGAGGAAAGUAAAGGACGAGGCUUCAGCAUUGUCACAGACACACCCGAGCUGCAGAGACUCAAAAAAACUCAAGAGCAGAUCAGUAACGUAUGUGCGGCAGUAGUCCCUAUAAAAUGGGGGAACCACGGCAGUGGUGGUGUGGUGUCUGUCGGUAUGUGAAGAAAUCGUAAAUGAGCCUCUGUGUGUGAAUGUGUGUCAGGUUCAAAUGCAGAUUAUAUAAUUGUAUAUAUAUAUAUAUACUGUCUAUACACUGGAUGUACAUAUAUAUAUAUAUCGAUGACCCUACCAACCAUUUAUUCCACAGAUAUCUAGGUGUUCUUCACCUUUAAUUACCAGCACAUCUACCUCCUACAUUCUUACUUUUUAAUCCAAUUAUUAAAAAUGAUAUUAAGACAUUCCUUAUUUAUAGCCGAUUCAGUAAAGGAGGGUGACAACCAACAUGUCCGCCAACUCAGUAAAUCCUGAAGAGAGGGACUAAUGGUUAAAAAAUUCCUGGCGGCAGUUUUCUGAGAUCCUGAAAGUAGAAGACAACACAAGAACAGGUGAUUUUUUUUUAUUUGUAUAUUUUUUUAAUAACUCUCAUAAGAAUGGCAGCAAGGAUAUUGAUGUCCUCGACUCUGCAUGCCGAGGUGAAAUCCACAAGUUUGUUCCCAUGCACAGGGCCAAAUGAAUGUUCUCCACAGGUUCUGAUCAGCCCGAAGCCACCAUAGGCCCUCAGAAAGUACAUGGGCCGACACUGUGCCUCUGAUUUCCUAGAGGGGUAUUCAGAGUUUUGGUUUUUCGGUGAGGGAGAUUUUCUGCCCUAGAAGCAUUGACCGAAUACUGUGCCUCUGUAGUAAGGUGCCAUACAGAGUGACCUCCUCGGGCUCAUUUGUAUGGAGUUGAAUCGAUUGCAAAUUUCCCAAUGAGUCUGAAUCUUAUUGAGAUUUGUCCAGAAUAAAUUGCACAAAAUGACAGCCGCUAUUUUACAGAGAAGAAGACUGAGGAGAAGGCAUCUUCCACCAGCUACCAUCCGUUUCCCCGCAGCUUUAUAUUUCUCUGUCACGUUAACAUUACUUAUGCUGUCCUGAGGUUAAAAAUCAUCAGAGACCUCAGAAUGUCAUACACGACUUUUCAGGGCAAUCGGGGCACUUUUGAUUCAGACUGAAACGAAUCCGACGAUUGAAUUGGACCGGAAAUAAAUUUGGGGAAAUUAGCAGGUACUCUGUACAGGCUGUGUAUGGUCCCUUACAGAGAUAUCACAGAUUCUGCUUAAAUCUCAAUGAAAAGAGUGAAGGAUAACAUUAUUGGGCUCAUCUGCUCACUUGCACAUCAUAUACUGGAUUUUCUUUGUCCGUACGUUGCAUCGCGAACAUAAAAUGUUCUUCUUCUCUUCUUAACGCUUUAGGUCUUCGACAACUUUGCAUUUUUUUUCAAUUUUCAAAAUCUAAGCAAAUUUAUCCGCUAUAUGAGAGGCUGAGAACUACUUCUGACCACAUAUGCUUAGUAUUAAAGUUGCCUCCUCACAUCUAAUGGCAAAGCAGUUCCCAUUUGUUAGAAAUACAUCCUACAGAGAUAUUUCCCAAGAUCUUAUUUCAGUGUUGAAAGAAAGAAGCUAGAAACUUGCCACUUACUAAUGCAGAGAUUCAUCAAAGCUAAUUAGAGGUAACACUGGAGCAGUUGAUCUGAGCAACCAAUUUGGUUGGCACUUCCAUUCUCUAAGGAACCAAGAAAUGAGAGCUGAAAUCUGGUUUCUAUGAGAAAUUGGUCAUUUUUCAAGUGCAUUCGUUUUUACUUCAGCUUUGGACUCCUUAAGAAGAUCCAGGGAAGACCAUAUCUAGCAUCAUUUUUAGCCUACUAACUCCCUGCGGUUGAGUAUGUCUUCUUUUCCGUUGUCACUGUGCGUGCAUAUGGUAUUGUGGCCCGUAAACAGUGGGUCCACAAUAUACUGGCAAUAUACAGGUAAGCAAUCCGGAAGGUGUGGUGCCUUGGCAUGGAACCCCACGGAAGAACUACCAAAUAGGGUUUCUCUCCAUGCCUCCGCACCGCAAAACCGCAAAAAAAACAACUAUUUUUUGCGGUGUGGAUGGAUCACGGACCCUUUCAAGUUGAAUGAACUUGCAUGAAUGCAUCUGCGGAAACAGCACGAAUGUUGCCUGUGCAUUGGGGACGGCAAAUUGCGGUCCCCAAUGCACAGAACGGCCGUCUGCAUGAGCCCUAAACCUCACCCAUUUAGUGGUCCAGUUUACAUCUGGACAGUUCCAUCAAAAUCAGACCAGAGCUGUCAAGCACACUACAACAUUCCAGCUCAUUCUCCAGUCCUUACAUUGCAAACCUAGAGUCCCGGAGCAUUGUAUUACUCCAGAUAUAGAGUUAUUUUUAGGGUUUCUGACCUGAAUACAUUCUCUGCUUUAAUGAUCAAUGCCUGAUUUUGGCUUCCAAAACUGCAUGCAGAAACCUGACCACGUGAGUGUACCCUUAGAGUACGCCACACAUCAUCUUCAUAUGUUAUGCUCCUGAACAAACCCUUCAAGUAAAACUUUGAGCCAAAUUUUCAUGCAUAAAUGUACAGAAUGUAAUGUGUACGUUGGUAUUGGGUGAGGAUCCUUCUACCAUACUGGUGUCCACAUCAAUCUCAUAUCUGGAAGACUGCUGCAUUAGGAAAGGGAAACCACCCGGGGGCACGCAGGGUUCUUUGUGAACAGUAAGUACUUUUACGUAUACAUUAUGAGAUAUUAUUAUUACAGUGAAACCUCUGAGAUGACCACUUAACAUGGCAUUGAAGAGUGGUCCUUUAGAGGGAUGGUCUUAAAGAAGAUGGCCAAUAUCCAUAUAUGUGCAACUGAACUGAAUAUAUGGUGGAAUUGAAAAUCAGCCACAGGAAAUCUGAUCUGGAUAAGGAAUUGUGUCCUGGUCUUUUGGAGAGGUUUGACUGUAUCUGCAUUAUUUAUUAUCUGUAAUUAUGUAUUGCUUAUAUAUUCAAUAUGGCUAUAUUAUGGUUAUGAUCCCUCUUGUGCCCUCCAUCUUGAUUGCUGACUCCAUCCGAUGUCAGCGAUUCCAGUGCUAAAGUCUAUGCAAAUAGCCGGGAGAGUUCUGCGCAUGCGCCAUCGCACAUCUCAUGCGCAGGAUUUCAGAGCUGGAAACAGUGAUGUUAGAUGGCAAAGGAGAUGUCAGUCAAGACAGAGGGCCGGACACUAAGCAGAGAUUAUGACUGAGCGCCUGAGCAGUUGCUGUGAUGGGGUGUGCACAAUGGAUGAAAAAUUCCAAUUAUAAGUAAUUGGACCGUGGUGCACCUUUAUAAAAAUAUGUUUGCUCUUGUCCUUCACACCUCUAACCAGUGCGGUAAUUAGCUGUAUGGUAUAAAUGGCUCUGUAAAACUCCCUAUAAUUCAGCUCCACCUUCUCUUUAUUUGGUAUAGCUGACACCGCAGUAAUAUUACCAGUAGAGAGCUUCUUGAGAAGAUCUAGAUUGAAGCUUGGAUUUCAGGUUUAUAGCCACAAGAAAGGAAAUCAGACAGUGCACAGAUAUUUGCCAUGCAAUUCCCUAAUACGAGCACCCAUACUUGAGAAAAUAAUGCACGUAUCAAGAAUUAUAACAAAAUCAAAUCUUUUUUUAAAGAUAUUAUCUUUA